GGUGAGAAGCGUCCGUGGCGCGGCCCUGCCCUCGCGUGCGUGGGGCGCAGCACCGCAUGGUGUGAUCCGCGUGAGCAUUCCAGUCCGGCACUGGGCUCUAGGUCGCCUGGUGCACUUUGCAUUUUAGAGCUCAGUUCGCCGGGUUCCAAAUCUCCGGAAACAGUGCCGACGUCGCUUUUUCUAAGGAGCUGGGUGCAGCGUUUGACACCUGUUGGAAGCUGGGAGCGAUGAAGGAUGCCUGAAAGGAGGGGUUACUGAUGGCCGAACAGCGGGAGAAACCAAAGUACUGUACUUCUGAGGGAAAAACCACUCUCCCAAGCUCGCGUCGCCCGAGCAGACACGUGGAUCUUGAGAAGUCUCUAGCCCACCCGAGAGCUGUCCAUGCGUGCUGCAGAGCUCGCCAAGCUUAUGUAGCGGGAGUCUCUUGUAAACUGCCUGCGCUGCUUGCUCCUUUUUGUGCACGACGCUGCUGCUGGGUUUCAGCAAAGGAUGGAAAGGCCAUUGUGAUUGUGUGAUAACUACAGUUAUCAUACUACUAAGUUUCUCACUGGAAUCAUGGAGGAGAAACAGCAGAUUAUAUUGGCUAAUCAAGAUGGUGGGACAGUGGCAGGAACAGCACCUACCUUCUUUGUCAUCCUAAAACAGCCAGGAAAUGGCAAAACUGACCAAGGAAUUUUGGUUACUAAUCGAGAUGCCUGUGCUUUGGCUAGUAAGGUGUCAUCACCAGGAAAAUCUAAAGGGAAGAUUUGCCUUCCAGCUGAUUGUACUGUGGGAAGAAUCACUGUCACACUCGAUAACAAUAGUAUGUGGAAUGAGUUCCAUAAUCGAAGCACAGAGAUGAUUCUGACCAAGCAGGGAAGACGCAUGUUUCCUUAUUGUCGAUAUUGGAUAACAGGUUUAGAUUCAAAUUUAAAGUAUAUUCUUGUCAUGGAUAUAUCUCCUGUGGAUAACCAUCGUUACAAGUGGAAUGGCCGUUGGUGGGAACCCAGUGGGAAGGCUGAGCCACACGUUUUGGGGAGGGUUUUUAUUCAUCCAGAAUCUCCUUCUACAGGUCAUUAUUGGAUGCAUCAACCAGUUUCUUUCUAUAAACUCAAACUCACCAACAAUACACUGGAUCAAGAAGGACAUAUUAUCUUACACUCUAUGCAUCGCUACCUGCCAAGACUUCAUUUGGUACCCGCAGAAAAGGCUACAGAAGUGAUACAAUUAAAUGGUCCUGGUGUCCACACUUUUACCUUCCCCCAGACUGAAUUCUUUGCAGUAACAGCUUAUCAGAACAUUCAGAUUACUCAAUUGAAAAUAGAUUACAAUCCAUUUGCGAAAGGCUUUCGGGAUGAUGGUCUGAAUAGUAAGCCCCAGAGAGAUGGAAAACAAAAGAACAACUCUGACCAAGAGGGGAAUAGUGUUCCCAGUUCUCCUGGUCAUCGGGUUCGUCUCACAGAAGGUGAGGGGUCAGAGAUACAGCCAGUUGAUUUUGAUCCAUCAAUAAAGUGUAUGGAGAAGCCGCCCCUUAAUAUAAAACAAGACUUUUUUGGUUUCAUGGAUACUGAUUCAGCACUUGAAGUUCCUCAAUUGAAGCAAGAGAUUUCUGAAAGCUUUGUCGGGAACAAUUUUAAAGAUGGCUCCCAUAUUGCCUCACCAUUAGACCCGAAUGGAAACUUCAAUGUUGUCAUUAAAGAGGAACCUCUAGAUGACUAUGACUAUGAAGUUGGUGGAUGCCCAGAAGGUAUCACUAUAAAACAGGAAGACACAGAUGAAGAAACAGAUGUAUACUCAAACAGUGACGAUGAUCCUAUAUUAGAGAAACAACUAAAAAGGCACAAUAAAGUUGAUAACUUAGAAACUGAUCAUCCAUCUUCUAAAUGGCUACCAAACAGCCCAUCAGGUGUUGCUAAAGCUAAAAUGUUCAAAUUAGACACUGGAAAGAUGCCUGUAGUCUAUUUGGAGCCCUGUGCUGUCACCAAAAGCACAGUGAAGAUUUCUGAACUGCCUGAUAACGUACUUUCCACAUCUCGAAAGGAUAAAUCUCCUGUAUUGGGAGAAUUAGAAUAUUUGCCUACAUAUAUUGAAAAUUCUAAUGGUACUAGUUUCUACUUAGACAAGGAAUCAGAAAAUGGUCUUAGAAAACAUUCACCGGAUCUCAGAGUAGUACAAAAAUGUCCCUUAGUUAAAGAACCUCAAUGGAAAUGUCCUGAUAUAUUUGACAGCAUUAGCUCAGAAAGAAUACUUGACAGUUCAAAGGGUUCAACUGGGGAUUCAUUUUCAGGAAAAGAAGACCCGAGUAGAAAGCGAACAACUAUGUUUAAAAUCUCAGGAACCUCAAAGAAUGUAAAUGCCAAUCAGAAUGCCUCUUCUAAUGUUCCUGGAAAAAGAGGAAGGCCUCGAAAAUUGAGAUUCUCUAAGGCAGGACGACCACCUAAAAACACAGGAAAGACUUUAACUUCUUCCAAGAAUACCCCUAUAAUUCCUAGUGGUACCUUUCCUGAUGUGAAGCCUGAUCUUGAAGAUGUGGAUGGUGUUCUCUUUGUUUCCUUUGAGUCCAAGGAAGCUCUAGACAUUCAUGCAGUUGAUGGGAUAACAGAAGAACCAUCUAAUCUCCAGGCAACAACCACAAAUGACCCAGGUUGCAGAGAAAGAAUUUCCCAGUUGGAAAAGGAAUUGAUAGAAGAUUUGAAGUCCUUGAGGCACAAGCAGGUGAUACAUCCAGGUCUUCAAGAAGUGGGUUUAAAGUUGAAUUCAGUGGAUCCAACAAUGAGCAUUGAUCUUAAAUACUUGGGAGUACAGCUACCUUUGGCUCCAGCUACUAGCUUUCCCUUUUGGAACCUUGUGGGAACCAACCCUGCUUCUCCUGAUGCUGGAUUUCCCUUUGUUUCUAGGACUGGGAAGACCAAUGACUUCACCAAGAUCAAAGGAUGGAGGGGGAAAUUUCAUAGUGCGUCUUCAUCUAGGAAUGAAGGUGGAAAUUCAGAAGGUUCACUGAAAAACCGUUCUGCUUUCUGUAGUGAUAAGCUAGAUGAAUACUUGGAAAAUGAAGGCAAGCUCAUGGAAACAAGCAUGGGUUUCUCUUCCAAUGCUCCCACAUCUCCUGUGGUAUACCAGCUUCCCACCAAGAGUACCAGCUAUGUACGAACACUUGAUAGUGUACUGAAGAAGCAAUCUACCAUUUCCCCUUCUACCUCUUAUUCUUUGAAGCCUCAUUCUGUACCCUCUGCCUCUCGAAAGGCAAAGUCUCAAAAUAAACAGGCAACACUCAGUGGCCGAACUAAAUCAUCUUAUAAAUCCAUUUUACCAUAUCCUGUUUCACCAAAGCAGAAGCACUCCCCUGUGAUUCUAGGAGAUAAGAAUACCAAGAAUACUUCGAACAUCAUCGCAGAUAAUCAGGUGAAUAACUUUGCUGUACCAACUUUAGAUGAAAAUAUAUUUCCAAAGCAGAUUAGUUUGCGACAGGUGCAGCAGCAGCAGCAGCAGCAGCAGCAGCAACAACAACAACAACAACAACAGGGAACUCGCCCUCCAGGCUUGUCUAAAUCUCAGGUGAAGCUAAUGGACCUGGAAGACUGUGCACUUUGGGAAGGAAAACCAAGGACCUAUAUCACUGAAGAGCGAGCAGAUGUAUCCUUGACAACUCUGCUUACAGCUCAAGCAUCUCUCAAAACUAAACCUAUCCACACAAUCAUAAGGAAACGAGCCCCUCCAUGCAACAAUGAUUUCUGUCGCCUGGGUUGUGUAUGUUCCAGUCUAGCUUUAGAAAAACGCCAACCUGCUCACUGCCGUCGACCAGAUUGCAUGUUUGGCUGCACUUGUUUGAAAAGAAAAGUUGUACUUGUUAAAGGAGGAUCCAAAACUAAGCAUUUCCAGAGGAAGGCUGUUCAUCGAGAUCCAGUAUUUUAUGAUGCUCUGGGAGAGGAGACAAGGGAAGAAGAAGGAGUCAGGGAGGAGGAGGAACUACUCAAAGAGAAAAAGAAGAGAAAGAAGCUGGAAUAUACUAUCUGUGAAACAGAGCCUGAGCAGCCUGUUCGACAUUACCCAUUGUGGGUGAAAGUAGAAGGUGAAGUAGAUCCGGAGCCAGUUUAUAUCCCAACACCCUCAGUCAUUGAGCCUAUGAAACCAUUAUUGUUGCCUCAGCCAGAAGUAUUAUCUACUACUGUGAAAGGCAAACUGCUCACUGGAAUUAAACCUUCACGGGCAUAUACUCCCAAGCCCAAUCCUGUGAUAAGGGAAGAGGACAAAGAUCCAGUCUAUUUGUACUUUGAAAGUAUGAUGACUUGUGCCCGUGUUCGAGUAUAUGAACGAAAAAAAGAGGAACACAAACAACCAUCCUUGUCUCCAUCCUUGUCUCCAUCACUUCAGCAGCAGAACUCAUGUCAUUCUAGUCCUGGGAACCAUAGUUCAAAGGAACCUGAUUCUGAACAGCAACCCUUAAAACAACUCAUUUGUGACUUGGAGGAUGAUUCUGAUAAAUCACAAGAAAAGAGCUGGAAAUCUUCCUGCAAUGAAGGGGAAUCCUCUUCUACCUCUUACGUGCAUCAAAGGUCACCUGGUGGUCCCACCAAACUGAUAGAGAUCAUCUCAGACUGCAACUGGGAGGAAGAUCGAAACAAGAUUUUGAGCAUCUUAUCCCAGCACAUCAAUAGCAACAUGCCACAAUCACUUAAGGUGGGCAGCUUCAUCAUUGAGUUGGCUUCUCAACGAAAGAGCCGGGGUGAGAAGAACCCUCCUGUUUAUUCUUCUCGUGUCAAAAUCUCUAUGCCAUCAUGUCAAGAUCAAGAUGAUAUGGCUGAUAAAUCUGGAUCAGAGACUCCUGGUGGUCCAUUGUCCCCUGGGAAAAUGGAUGAUAUCUCUCCUGUGCAGACAGAUGCUCUGGAUUCAGUGAGGGAGAGAUUACAUGGAGGCAAAGGUCUGCCUUUUUAUGCAGGGCUUUCUCCUGCAGGGAAGCUUGUGGCCUAUAAGCGUAAACCCAGUUCAAGCACAUCUGGGCUUAUCCAGGUUAAUGGUAAGAGUUACCCGCAGGCUAAGUUGCUAUUGGGACAGAUGGGGGCAUUGCAUCCAGCCAAUAGGCUAGCUGCUUAUAUCACAGGCAGGUUGCGACCCUCAGUCCUGGACCUCUCAACCCUCAGUACUGUCAUCUCCAAGGUAGCAUCCAAUGCCAAGGUGGCUGCAUCCAGGAAACCACGUACCCUGUUGCCUUCUACAUCCAACUCCAAAACGACAUCCUCCUCUGGCACUACCACAAAUCGUCCUGGGAAGAAUCCGAAGGCAUUUGUCCCAGCAAAAAGGCCAAUUGCGGCUCGACCCUCUCCUGGUGGUGUGUUCACACAGUUUGUGAUGAGUAAAGUUGGAGCCUUGCAGCAGAAGAUACCUGGAGUUAGCACACCCCAACCCCUGACAGGGUCACAGAAGUUCAGUAUCAGACCUUCUCCAGUAAUGGUCGUCACACCUGUGGUUUCUUCUGAGCCAGUUCAGGUGUGCAGUCCCGUGACUGCUGCUGUCACUACUUCCACCCCUCAAGUGUUUUUAGAGAAUGUUACUGCUGUGACAUCUAUGACUGCUAUUUCUGACGUGGGAACUAAAGAAACUACUUAUUCUUCUGGUGCCACCACUGCAGGGGUUAUUGAGGUCUCUGAAACUAAUACCAGCACCCCUGUAACAUCUACCCAGUCUACAGCCACUGUGAACCUUACCAAAACUACUGGGAUAACUACCCCUGUGGCUUCAGUUACUUUUCCUAAGUCUUUGGUAGCAUCUCCUCCAACCAUAACUCUUCCUGUUGCUUCCACUGCCUCCACCUCCAUAGUCAUGGUGACCACAGCUGCGUCUUCCUCCAUGGUGACCACACCUACUUCAUCUCUGGGUUCUGUUCCUAUUAUACUCUCAGGAAUUAAUGGGAGUCCACCAGUGAGCCAGAGACCAGAAAGUGCCCCUCAAAUUCCAGUGGCUACUCCACAGAUCUCUCCUAACACAGUGAAACGUACUGGACCACGAUUGUUGUUGAUUCCAGUACAGCAGGGUUCUCCUACGCUUAGACCUGUCCCAAACCCACAACUUCAGGGACAUCGGAUGGUCUUGCAGCCUGUAAGGAGUCCAAGUGGAAUGAACCUGUUCAGGCAUCCCAAUGGGCAGAUUGUCCAGCUCCUGCCUUUGCAUCAGAUUCGAGGCUCUAAUACCCAGCCCAGUUUACAGCCUGUCAUGUUUCGGAACCCAGGGUCUGUGAUGGGAAUCCGGUUACCUGCUCCUUCCAAACCUUCUGAGACUCCACCAACUUCCAGUUCAUCCUCUGCUUUCUCUGUUAUGAAUCCUGUAAUUCAGGCUGUUGGGUCUUCUCCAGCAGUGAAUGUUAUCACUCAAGCACCAUCAUUGCUUUCCUCUGGACCUAGUUUUGUCUCUCAGGCUGGCACAUUGACCCUGAGGAUUUCUCCUCCUGAACCACAAAGUUUUGCAAGUAAAUCAGGCUCUGAAACCAAAAUUACCUAUAGCUCAGGAGGGCAGCCUGUUGGUACAGCCAGUCUUAUUCCUCUCCAGUCUGGUAGUUUUGCCUUGUUACAGCUCCCAGGACAAAAGCCUGUUCCUAGCUCCAUUCUUCAGCAUGUUGCUUCCCUUCAAAUGAAGAAGGAAUUCCAGAAUAUAGAUCAAAAAGAUGAAAUGAACUCUAUAAAAAAAGAGAAGGAAACUAGGAAAACUCUACAGUCAGAAGGAGAAGGUACAGACCCAGAGGCUAAUAAACAAAAUUCAGGAACUAUUGCCUCAGAGGAAACUCUGAAUAUUUCCUUGGAAGAUGGGGGUGAUCGUUUGGAUGAAGAUUCUCUUACAGAAGAAGGUCCCACAACUGUCAAACCUUCUAAACUCUCCUAUAUCACUGGGUCACACACAGAUGAAGACUAUAAAAAUAUUAAUGAAGAGAGUGGGACUAGAAAUCAUAGUAGUUCUAAAGAAAAACUGUCUCUUCUAGAAGUUAGGACGAUUUCUGAAAAAGCCAAUAUUAUGACAGUACAAAAUGUAAAUAAAGUACAGCUACAGAACUGUGCUGUGAAGGUGGAACAGCAGAAGGGAUUCGACAAUCCAGAGGAAAAACUAAAUGAGUUUCCAGUCAUCUCUAAGGAAGAAAGUAAACUUGAAUUGUCAGGGAGCAAAAUUACUAUGGAGCAGCAGUCUAAUCCACGGGCCAAGGAGAAGGAAUGUGGAGACUCUAGGGAGAAGGACAGUAUUAGGGAAAAAUGGAGAAAACACCUGAAGGGCCCUUUGACCCGGAAUUAUGUGGGAACUUUGCAAGAAUGUAAGGAGGAGACAGAUGAGUUGUUAAUUAGAGAAGCAAAGCCAUGUCAAGAAAAUUCCGAUGUAUUUCAAGAACGGGGGAUCUCUGACUUACUUGGAAAAAGUGAAACUACUGGGAAUGCCAGAGUUUUAAAAACUGAAUGUGAUUCUUGGAGUAUGAUUUCUAAUCCUGCAGCCUUCUCCAUUGUUCCUAGGAGAGCUACAAAAGGAAGCAAAGGGAAUGGACACUUUCAGGGUCACUUAUUGCUACCAGGAGAACAGAUACAACCAAAGCAAGAGAAGAAGGGUGGGAGAAAAAGUACUGGCUUUACUGUUUUGGAUUUGGAAGAAGAGGAUGAAGAAGAUGAGAAUGAGAAAACCGAUGAUUCUAUUGAUGAAAUUGUGGAUGUUGUUUCUGACUACCAGAGUGAGGAUGUUGAUGAUGUAGAAAAGAAUAACUGUGUAGAAUACGUUGAGGAUGAUGAGGAACAAGUGGACAUUGAGACUAUAGAAGAGCUCUCAGAGGAAAUUAAUGUUACCCACAAGAAGACCACUGUAGUUCACACACAGUCAUUCAAACAGCCGUGCCGUACCCAUAUCUCUGCUGAUGAAAAAGCUGCUGAAAGGAGUCGAAAGGCUCCACAAAUUCCUUUAAAACUGAAAUCUGAUUACUGGAAUGACAAACUACAGAAAGAAGCAGAAGCUUUUGCCUAUUAUCGCCGGACACACACUGCCAAUGAGCGGCGGCGACGUGGUGAAAUGAGAGAUCUCUUUGAAAAAUUGAAGAUUACAUUGGGAUUGCUUCAUUCUUCCAAGGUUUCCAAAAGUCUCAUUCUUACGCGGGCAUUCAGUGAAAUUCAGGGACUUACAGAUCAAGCAGACAAAUUGAUAGGACAGAAAAAUCUCCUGACUCGAAAACGAAAUAUUCUGAUACGGAAGGUAUCAUCUCUUUCAGGUAAGACAGAAGAAGUGGUCCUGAAGAAGCUAGAGUAUAUUUAUGCAAAACAGCAAGCACUAGAGGCACAAAAAAGAAAAAAGAAGAUGGGAUCAGAUGAGUUUGAUGUGUCUCCCAGAACUAGCAAACAGCAGGAAGGAUCUUCUACAUCAUCUGUAGAUCUCGGACAGAUGUUUAUAAAUAACAGGAGGGGGAAACCUUUGAUUCUUUCCAGAAAAAGAGACCAGGCCACAGAAAACAUCUCAUCCUCUAAUACUCCACACACUUCUGCCAACCUCGUGAUGACCCCACAAGGACAAGUGCUCACUUUAAAAGGUCCCCUAUUCUCAGGACCAGUAGUAACUGUUCCUCCUGCUCUCUUAGAAACUGAUCUGAAGCCUCAAGUUGCAGGCAGUACUGUAGCUCAAUCAGAAAAUGAUGACUUAUUUAUGAUGCCACGGAUUGUUAAUGUGACAUCCUUGGCCACAGAUGGAGGCGUGGUAGAUAUGGGUGGCAACAAAUAUCCACAUGAACGUACUGAUGGGAAGCCACUUGACCACCUGAAAGACACUGUCAGAAAUGAAGAUACCUCCUUAAAAGAAUUGGAUAGAAUCUCUUCCAGAGGAAGCCAUAGAGAUGGCAGAAUGGCAUUGGGUCCAGCACAAGUUUUUCUGGCAAAUAAAGAUUCUGGUUUUCCACAAAUCAUUGAUGUUUCCAGUAUGCAGGAAGCACAGGAGUUCUUACCUAAAAAGAUUACUGGUGAUAUGAGAGGGAUUCGGUAUAAAUGGAAAGAGGGUGAAUCAAGAGGGGAGAGACUAAAGUCUAAGGAAUCUCCAUUUCAUAAAUUAAAGAUGAAAGAUCUCAAAGACUCAAGCAUAGAAAUGGAAUUGAGGAAAGUAGCAUCGGCCAUUGAGGAAGCAGCUCUUGAUCCCAGUGAACUGCUAACUAGCAUGGAAGAUGAGGAUGAUACUGAUGAGACACUGACUUCACUGCUCAAUGAGAUUGCCUUUCUUAAUCAGCAACUAAAUGAUGACUCUGUUAGCCUGGCUGAACUGCCUAGCUCUAUGGAUACGGAGUUCUCAGAGGAUGCUCGGCAGGCCUUUAUCACUAAGCUGCCCCCCGGGAACAGAGCAACUUUCCAGGUUGGCCACUUGGGAACAGACUUGAAAGAGUUGUCUGAUGAUAUUCAAAGGGAGAGUGACUCCAUCAGCCCCCUCCUCUUGCACUUGGAAGAUGAUGACUUUUCUGAGAAUGAAAAACAACUUGUGGAAACAGCUUCUGAGCCAGAUGUCCUUAAGAUUGUUAUUGACUCUGAGAUAAAGGAUUCCCUUCCUUCCCACAGGAAAUCUAGUGAUGGAGGGAAGAGUACAUCUGGCCUCCCUACAGAGCCUGAAAGUGUGUCCUCACCGCCCAUCCUACACAUGAAGACUGGUCUAGAGAACAGCAACACAGAUACUUUGUGGAGGCCUAUGCCAAAGUUGGCACCUUUAGGUUUAAAAGUAGCUAAUCCUCCUACUGAUGCAGAUGGUCAGAGUCUGAAGGUGAUGCCUUGUUUGGCACCUGUAGCUGCCAAAGUUGGGUCAAUUGGACACAAAAUGAACUUAACAGGGAAUGACCAGGAAGGCCGGGAUAGCAAGGUGAUGCCUACAUUGGCACCUAUUAUGGCUAAAUUGGGCAAUCCUGGGGUCUCACCAGGUUCUGCAGGGAAAUGAACUUUUUGUCCUCAGGCUGUGAGGGGAAAUUGAAUCUCAACUCCUUUCUCUGCAGACAUCUGUUUAUUUGUGUCAUGGAACUAUGCUCCUUGAUUGGCUGUGAUGGUAUAUAUGGUGGAUAAUAAUGGAGAAAGGGGGUAGGGGUGCUGGCCUUGGUAUAAGAAAUACUAUGAAAUUCUGAUCAUGUUAAAAUGUGUUACCUCACUUGUGGUGCUGGGUCCCCUCAUCCUAAAAUGUGAUCCAUUAUUGAACACGAGGUGCCCCUCUUACCCAAGGCAUUGAUAACAAGACUGGCUCCAUAGUGGUACCUAGUUCUCUCCCCAGAGAGAAAAAGCUGCUUGAGACUUUGGAAUUGCUAUGGACUGAACUGUAGUUGAUACCAAUUAGAUUGUCUAAAAUCUAAGGAAUGUGAUACACUUGUGCAAAGGAAUUCAGAAGAGAGUUUUUAGUUGGCCUUUUAAUAAUAGGGAAAGAUAGGUACCAUGAAAUACCAAAGUGAAGGAUUUUAUGUGACUCAGCAAAAUCGUUUCUUUCAUAUCCCAACUAGCUUUCAUUCCCUCACCUUUUCAAUCAGAAUUAACAAAUUUAAGCCUUCUGGUAAAGUAGGGAUGAAUUUAACUUUUACUAUUAAGGUAAUUAUUUUGAGAUGUUAAAGUGCUCCCUUAUUGUCUUUGUAGGUAUUAAAAAAAUUAUUUCAUAGUGCCAGAGAUUUCUGGAAUAUGUAUUUUGGAGGUAGACAUGGAGGGAGCCCUUCCCCAUUCACAAAUCAUAUCACUCUAGACAGCUAAUGUGAAAAGCAUUCUCUGUCCAGACCAAGACAGUAGCCAAAAUUAAACAAAAAAAAAAAGAAAAAAAAAGAAAAAAAAAA
Molecule: messenger RNA, 10762 nt
Organism: Ictidomys tridecemlineatus (thirteen-lined ground squirrel)
Lineage: Eukaryota; Metazoa; Chordata; Mammalia; Rodentia; Sciuridae
Source: RefSeq, a predicted model, not a curated record